Messenger RNA from Sceloporus undulatus (fence lizard), 6863 nucleotides. RefSeq lists its product as uncharacterized. NCBI's taxonomy places the organism in Eukaryota, Metazoa, Chordata, Lepidosauria, Squamata, Phrynosomatidae. The coding region runs from base 601 to 6123 and encodes 1840 amino acids. The record is from RefSeq and is a predicted model, not a curated record. The transcript has 40 exons.
GUGGUAAACCUCUGAAUAAAUCUUGCCAUGAAAAUCCCAUGAUAAGUUCGUGUUAUGGUCACCAUAAGUUGGAAGCCACUUGAAAGCUCACAACACACAGAGAGAGGCAAUAUUCUCUAGAAGUAGCAAAGUCUGAUGGAUGCCAGAACUCCUAUAAAUGUCAUGACUAAGGAGCAUGCAACAUGUAGAUCUUAAUGAACUGUAUUUCUCAGAGAAUGUCUGAAAUCUCAAUCCAUUCUCAUUAGCAUCACAUAUUCUACUUUUCCCAUGGUUCUUUGACAUAUCUAUCUUCAUAUUUUGUAGGUACUCCAGUACCUGCCCAUCUCUCACAGGACAGAAGUGGCUGUUGACAGACAACCAUCCUGUAAUGAUGGAGAUGCAGUCAAAACUCCCAGCAAAACAGAACUCCUAUCUCCCAAUAUUCAGCUCUUUGUCUGGCCUAGCACAUCUGUGCCAGAUGGGGCCUUAUCAAAGGACGCCACCUUUACACUUCCACAACACAGUACAGAAAUUGAAGAACUGAAGCCGCAACUCAGACUUUUGCUUUCUCAGUUCGGUAUCAACUAUGAUGUAGAAAACCUCAGGCAUUCUGCUAAUGAAAUGGAACUUUUUUCCAUGGUCAUGCAAACGUUUAGAAGCAUUUUCAGUAAACAACAGACAAUGAGAACAUUUCCUGUUUAUGAUGUUGGCAAUCCUGGAUCAGAAAACUGGGGUAUGGUGGACUCAAAAAUGGCUUUGAGAAAGAAAGCCAACUGGAUUCCAUUUAUAAAGAUUAAAGCUAAACAAGAUCCAUGGCAACAAAAACAAUUAAUAAAAUUGAAACAGUGGAAAAAGUUGGAUGAAUUGCUAUUGGUUCAGUCAAAGUUUUUAAAGGUUUCCAAUUUGGAGCAGGUGAUGGUGGCUCUCCAGGAGCAAGCAGCAGCAGUACUGGAACUAAAGCCUGUUACAUCGGUUUUUAUGACUUCUUUUAACUCACAACAGUAUGACCAAAUCUGGGAAAAGGUUUAUCAUAAUCCAGAAUUCCACCAGGAACAACAAACAAAUGGUGAUGAUGAUAAUCCUAUCAUGGCAACUGUUGAGAGAGGGUUGGAAAACAGCUACUUGAAGGAGGGGUCUACGUUUUCAAGAAAGAAGAAAGACAUAAGUCAUGCAACCACUUUGCAGCUGCUGGGCCUAGAUGAGGACAUGGAAGCCAGCGACAAGGACCUUGUCUCAAGAAAAGGGGCCUACUUAUCACUCCUUUAUUUACGUCACUUGAAAAUCCGGGAACUGCAGAGAAUUUGCUUGGGAGUCCUCAACUACUUCAGAUCCAUAGAAAGAACACUCACAAUCAGUACCUCAGGCCUUGCCUUAAAUGCUGGCCAAUUGGUUUCCACAGCUGAAGAUUCCUGUUGGGUAAAUGCAGCCAAAGGUGGCAUUGGUGCCUUUGGUGGGCUUGCGUCACACUCGUAUGUGCAUUAUACGCCAGCCGACUAUAAGGUGCACAGUGUACAAUUCAUGGAAUUUGCAGAGGUAGAAAAUCAUGAUGAUUUUUACACGGUAGAAGACAUGUACAUUCACACACAGGACCAGAGGGGGGCUUUUGUGAUAUAUGAUGUAGCCCUCCAAGACCUGAAAGAGCUAGAAAGAGAGCUUUUGCUUGUGGCAACCCAGUACAUUGAAAGAGAGAAAGGUCAUAAAGCCUGCAGUGAUUCCAAUAAUAGCAACUACUCAGGUUGGGCACACGCAUCAGUGGAUCGAUCUGCAGUACUGCUUGACCUUUGGACUUGUGAAACAGGAUUCUUGGAAAAUAAACGACAGCUCCUAGAUUGUUACUUUGAAGCGUACCAACAUGCUUUAGCUUUGGAAGAAAGAUUUGCUUUGGCCCAAGUAGUAACAGAUGUCAUGUACCUACGCCCUCGGUUUGAUUUCAACCUAGGAUAUUUUGUGAACAUCUAUAAGGAUGAGUAUGCUUGCCUAAGACUUCAGAUACAGCUGGUGAGGGAUAUAUUGAACCAACAGAUAGACAACCAGCGUGACUAUAACCAUAAGAUUUGGCAUCAUGGUCCCAAAGGUGGCAUCCAUGAAUUUGGUUUUCCUCCAUAUAUUGUUCCAAAGCAAUUAAUUGCUAUUAAUAACAGCCCUACAGCUUUGAAGAACAUUUAUUUGUUGGAGUUCCACCCAUCCCUUGGCCUGGUAUCUUUAAUCCCGAAAGCUCUGUGUCAUGUCCUUCAAGAGUUCCAGCAAAUCUGUAGGCCAAAGACUGCCAAAGAGGCAAUUAAAUUGGACAAACAAGUACUUCAGCUUGUUCUGGAUGCAUGGCUGUCCCUGGAAAAUCCAAGAUCUUUUUAUGGCUCUCAAACACAGAAGGACUUAUUCACAGAGAUUCUGAUUGAAGACCCAUCUCUUGUAAAAGAGAUUGCUGUGUCAGCAUUGAAGUCAGAAAUAAAGGAAGAACAGAAUAAAGGGAACAAAGAAAAACAAAUUUUAAUCCUGAAUGUCUUCUCAAGGCUUCUUGAACUUCUAGUCCUUCGCUAUCGAUUGAUAGAGGCAGCAGUAGAAAGUGCACAGAUGGGCAGACUGUAUAAGGAAUUUUCAGGAGAAAUGGGUUUCGAUGAGUUCCAUCUCUACUUAAGGCCUGUGUAUUUUGAAUUUGCAACUCACAAAGAAAAAGCAGACCAGCCUGCAUCAGUAUUUAUUACUUCUCUACUAGAUCAUCAGGACAGUAGUGUUGACAGAUAUAUUCCAUCCAGUUUAACGUUAAACAUCCAGGAUAUUGACAAUCAAAUCGGCAAAUUUAGUUUUCACACAAGAGAAAGCAUUCUUCAGAUCUUAUUGAAUCCUUAUGGAGUGGAAAAUUUGCAGAUUGCUCUUGCCUGCCAAGUCACUCAUAAAAACACACUCCUUAUGGCUAUUCAACAGGCUGCAUUUUGUCCCAUGAUGCAACCCACACGAACUAUGGACAUGAAGGAAGGGGCCCUAAGUCUGAGAAGUCAGAGCAGCUCAGCAAGUGGAAGCAGUUCUACAAUUGGGAAUGAACUAGAAGACCAAUUACUUGCUACUACACCACUUUCAUAUUUCACUGGGCGUUUUAUAGCUGGGCACUGUAAUUUAAGGAGGUACCCAGAAGCUUUUGUUUCCAUCCAGCUGGAGAAACAGGGUCCCCGAGACAUGAUGCUGAACACAUUCAUUCAAAAGAAGCAAACCUUGGGAAGUAGAAUGCAAAAAACUGAUGAAGUUGAAAAAAUCAAAAGAGAAGUUAUUGUUGAAUACUGCCAUAAGAUGAACCAUCGCAUAUCUCAGUACUCUCUUCGGAGUCAGAUCAUUGCAUAUUACAACAGCAUAAGAGCUAUGCUGAGUGAUUUCCCUAGUGUGAGAGCCAAAUACUUCAUUGUGGGGUUACCACAAGAGAAGAAAGGAGAGAGAGAAUCAAAAGGAAAGCUUGGAGAGGAUCCCAGAUCAUUCCAGCCACGGCCCCGCUGUUUACUGUCCUCUGAUGGACGAUCCUUCUUGAACCUGUGGUUCAUCCCUCAUCCAUCAGAAGUCUUAUUUCUCUUCAGAAUGCUACCAGAGAAGACUGAGUACAGAGCCCUGAAGCAAACCCUUGAGAUUGUGGCAGCUUUUCACGACAUUAUUGCAUACAUUUUCAGCUUUGUUCAGCUAGGAAGUCCUCCGGAGUGCUUUGAUUACUUGUGCCCUUCUGACUGUCUCAGCGCAGACUGGGGAGGGACUGAAUGGAUUGGAAAUGAGCUCCAAGAACUACAGAGGAAGAUAGACUGUCUCCAUAAUCCCACAGAUCCAAAGAAAGUUGCUCAGAUGCUGAGCAUGCACAGAGAACUUCUGUUUCUUCAGUUUGAUGCAGCUGUUAGGCAUUCUAUGAGAGAAGCAUUUUUAUCCUCUGGCAAAGUUUGUGCAUAUCAGAGUAUUACAGACAACAUGUACCAUGGGUUGCCUCCUCUAAGUAAUGCUAUUGUUGGAAGUCUCCUUGCUUCCCAAUUCCCACUGCCAAAGCCAUUAGAUCAACAUGGCCGCAGAGCACAGAUGCUGUUUCCCUGGAGAACCUUCCUAGCAAACACUGGCCCAUUUCCUGUCACCAUUGACAAUCUAAAUCCCAUAAAUUACAGCAUGCAGUUAUGUCUGUGUGGACUGAAUGAUGAGGAUCGAAAAACUGUUCAUGGGGAGCUGAUUGGAAUGCAGUUCAUAACAGAAGAUGUACUCUGGAUUAAUUAUGAAACUCUGAGUGAUCUGAGAAGCCAGCACACAUCUUUCAAAAAGCCAAAUUCAGCAAUAAUAGCUGAAGGAAGCAGAAAGAUUUCAGAAGUGCCACUAGAGCUCCGUGAUUCAGCAGCUGCAUGUGCCACACAGAAAUCCUAUCUGAUUUUAUGGAAGCAGCUGGAAAUGUUGAAAGUGGAAUGGGGAAGACUGAAAUUGAAAGUCGAGGAUAUUAAUACAGUCACUCUGUAUAAGCAGUUUUCUGAACUAUAUGAUGUUGAAGUUCUGUACCCAGCUAUGAGCUCUCUAGCUAGACACAGAGGCAUAGAGCACGAAUUUGAAGGAUUUGGAGCCACAUCUCAGUCUAUGCUUCCUCCCAAAGAAGCCUCAGAAGUUGAGAUAAAAACAUACCAGGUGCAAAAACUCCUGGAAUGUCUAGAAAUACAUAUGAUUCAUGAUGUACAAAAGAAAGUCAACAAAGAGAUUACACUGGUUAUAUCUGAAAAAGCAAGAGAAGAGAGAAACCUCCCUACUGAACUCUGGAAGCAUCAUAGCAUGCAAGAAGUCUUCUCUGUCACAAGGCCAGAAAUAGUCGAGUCAUUUAUACAAAGACUAAUGGAGAAUCACCAAGAAACAGAAGCAGAGAUUGCUUUUCAGAAAGACCACUUACAAAAGUGCCUCACUGCUCUAGGAUGUGAUGUCAUGGUCAGAGAACGCAGCAACUUUGAAACCUAUUCCAUGUUUUAUGAAAAUAUACUCCAUCAACAACAUCAGCUCCUCUAUCAAAAAGAACAAGAAAUUGAUGCAAUGAAAGUCAAGGGGGGAGAUGCUGAGCUGGGUCUCAGUCAGGUAGCAGAAAUGAGUCACAAGAUGGUUAUGGAGAUAACAGCUCUGAGAGCCAAAACUGCUGAUCUACAAGAGGAAUGUCAUAGUCUCAGAGAGAAGAUAAGGAAAGAAGUCAAGGAGGAUUAUGAAGCAUUAGUGCAAAGCAUGUUUAUGACAUGUGUACAGCUCAAGGGGAAAGUGGAUGAGUAUCGCUUAAACCUGAGUCAACGCAUGUUUGAAAUCAUCAGUGAGGUGAGAAGAGAAGGAGUAGACAAGAUGAUUUCCUUGAAGAAAAAGUUUGGCUCCACCAAAGAUAACAAUGCACUCAAAAAAAAUUUGGCCCAGCAGGAGCAGUUACAGGAGUUGCAGAAUGAAAAUGGCCAGUUGCAACAGUUGGUAUUGAAACUGAAGACCAUGAAUUAUUGGAAAGAAACAAUGCAAAAAGCACACCUGUCAGCCAGAGUGAGAGAAGCAGAGAAGGAGGCCAUUAAAAAUAAAAAAGAGUACUUGAAAUUGAAGAUGAUGACAGAAAAAGAGGCAAUUUUAUUUCAUCAGCAGCUGCGGGCUGCAAGAAAAGCCUUGGCACAGUCUCAGACAGAGAAUAAAAAGCUGAAACAACAGCUGGACAAACAGGUACAAGUUCUACAAGAAGUAGAACAUAAGAUGAAUCAAGAAGUUUGCAGAUGGCAGCAGUUAGAUCUAUUUAAGACAGAAAACUUGGAGAAGAUGCUGGAAAAGCUUGGAGAGAGAGAAUUGAGACUGCAGUGCUUGACAGAAGAAGCAGAGAAAUCCAAUAAGAUACAACAGCUUCAGGGGGGGAAAGUUAAGAAAGAAAUCCAGCGAAUAAGAAGUCAGCUGGCACUGGAGCGCAGUUUCAAACUGAAUGCUUUUCAACGGGUAGAUGAAUUGCAGUCUCAGCUUUAUGACUUGGAGGCUCUGGCAUCCCAGAGACAUUCAUCUGCAGACAGGUCAGGAUUUCUCAGCAGAUACCAAAGGAAGUGUCUAUCGGCACUGUUGCAGUACUGCAUGCCACAUUGGAGUUCCCAUUUCAAUGGACUGAACUCAGGAUGUCCAGCAUUCAUAGCAUGUACUCUGCCACUGAAUUAGCUCUUCUUGUAGCAAGUUGGGAAGAGGUAGUAGGAGAACUCCAGUACUGUACUAAGGAACAUGGCUUUCACUUGUGCAAAUUUGAACAUAAGCCAAUGAGGCCAGAGGGCUUGGUCCUCCCACUUCAACAAGCAACAAUAGAUCUUGACACUAAUCAUGAUCCUAAUAAGCUUAGUGGUAGUACCAAGUCUGUAAACCCACAAAUGGCAGUGCUGAGCAUUUCAGGUAACUGGCAGCAGUCCAGCAUUGGUCUUUUGUCUUCUGUUACAGUGUAGCUCCAUGCUGACAGUUGUAUUCAUCAGUUUAGUGCUUCUGGUCUGUAACAAAUCAAUUUAGGGCAAUGGUGUGAAAAACUGGGAACGUUAUGAAAAAUUAAUUUCUCAGCCAUUUAAACCAACCCAUUGUACAUAGUGUUUUACAGUUGAGCUAGAGUUUUAAGUAGAUCAGGUUUGUUAAUCUGGAUUUGGAUGGAUCCAAUUUAUUAAAUCAAGAAGAUCAAGUAUAUUGAAUUAGCCUGAUCAGAUUAACACUCUACCCCAUUAAAAUGGCCAUAAACCUUGAGCAAUCAUGUUACAAGAACACUUUUAAACUAUCAAGGAAUGACUAAAUCAUAGAAAGCUGCUACAUGGAUAUGAUUAUCUUGCAAAAAAAAGUUUAUAUAUAUAGUUACUGUUCUAAUGAAAAACGGACCAAUUUACCAAAACCAAUCUCGAAAGAAAAAUGUGUGUGUGUGUGUAUGU